AUGAAGUUCGGCGCCCUCAUCACUUCAGCUGGCCUUCUCUCUGGGCUUGCCUUGGCUCACCCUGAGGAACGCCUGUCCCGCCGUGAAAUUCAGCGCAGAGCCGCACUUUCCAAAAGAUGCGAACCGAAUAUCGCCAAACUCAACCGGAAGCGCCACGCCAAGCGCAUGGCGAAACGCCAAAUCGACUGGUCUAAUGCAACCAUCCCCGAGGCACAGCCCUACUACGACGUUAUUCAGAACACGACUUGCAUCCAGGUACCCGACAUCAUUCAGGGCCCUUAUGUCUGGCCCCAGUCUGAGCUCCUGAGAACGGAUAUGAGCGAGAACCAGCCAGGUGUUCCUCUUACCAUGGACAUCGGUGUCCUCGACAUGGCCACCUGCGAGCCCUUGACAGACGUGAUGGUGAGCCUUUGGCACGCCAAUGCGACGGGUUCCUACUCGUCCUUCACCGCGUUGGACCCCAACCUGGUCUUCGGCGACCUACUCGCGUCGCUCAACAUGACCAGAGACCAGGUGGAAUACGGGGUGACUGAUCUGCACACGGACGACACCACGUUCCUGCGCGGAAUGUACCCGACCGACUCCGAGGGCGUCAUGGAGAUGAAGACCAUCUUCCCAGGCUUCUACGCGGGCCGCAGCCUCCACGUCCACAGCCAGGUGUACACGGACUACACCCUCUUCCCCAACGGCACCAUCAGCUCCGGAAACCUCGUCAGCACCGGCCAGCUCUACUUCGACGAGUCGCUCUCGGCGGAGAUGAUGGCCCUGGAGCCCUACGCGAGCCACACGCAGACCCCUCGCGUGACCAACGACGUCGACCAGUUCUUCCCCGACGGCCUGGAAAAUGGCUGGAACCCGGUGUUCGACGUCAUCCCCGCCGAUGGGGUCGAUCCCAAGAACGGCAUGAUUGCGUACAUCACAAUGGGCAUCGACACUACCAACAUCCAGAAAGCCCCUAUGAACAUCAAGGCUCCAGGCGAAUAA
Messenger RNA from Diaporthe citri, 984 nucleotides. RefSeq lists its product as uncharacterized. NCBI's taxonomy places the organism in Eukaryota, Fungi, Ascomycota, Sordariomycetes, Diaporthales, Diaporthaceae. The transcript is spliced from 2 exons. Gene Ontology annotation, molecular function: ferric iron binding; oxidoreductase activity, acting on single donors with incorporation of molecular oxygen, incorporation of two atoms of oxygen. The record is from RefSeq and is a predicted model, not a curated record. Bases 1 to 984 code for a protein of 327 amino acids.